Messenger RNA from Equus quagga, 1598 nucleotides. RefSeq names its product WD repeat domain 88 (gene WDR88). The transcript has 11 exons. Bases 1 to 1461 code for a protein of 486 amino acids. Gene Ontology annotation, molecular function: protein binding. The record is from RefSeq and is a predicted model, not a curated record. Lineage: Eukaryota; Metazoa; Chordata; Mammalia; Perissodactyla; Equidae.
AUGGCUUCCCAGCCGCCAUGGGGCCGCAGCUUCGCAAAAGCCGCGGAUGAGCGCGGGAAGACAGCGCCCCGGAGGGGGGGCAUGCAGCCACCCUUGUUCCCCGGCGGCGGCGGCGGCGCGUACUGGUCCGGCAGUCUCCCUUGGUUGACCGUGAUCAAGGCCUGUGGCCGCUUUAAGAUGUCAAUCUCGGAGACGCGCCGAGCCCGGCGGCUGGACUCCCUCAACCCCUUGGCCGUGACCUUGGACGUGCCACUGCCCAAGAAGCGCCUGAUGCCCAAGAAGACGUUCUGGGGCGACCAGGAGCCCCUCUCCAAGAUCCCAUUUAAGAUUAUGAGGGGACACAAGCACAUCGUGAGCUCCUGUCACUUCUGCGUGGAUGACACAAAGCUUCUCAGCGGCUCCUAUGACUGCACCGUGAAGCUGUGGGAUGCUAUGGACGGAUCUGUCGUGCAGGAUUUCAAGCCCAGUCCCGAAGGACCUGUGUUAGAGUGCAGCGUCACGGCUGACAGCAGAAGAAUUGUUGCAGCAUCCUAUGACAAAACCGUGAAGGCUUGGGACCUUGAAACAGGCAAGCUGCUGUGGGAGAUCAGUCACGAAACCUUCAUAGCCUCCUGUAAGUUUUCUCCUGAUGGUAAAUAUGUGGUCUCAGGCUUGGAUGUGGACUGCGGAAUCUGUAUAACAGAUGCGAAAAAUGCCACCACUGUGUCACACAUCAAAGAUCAUCAUGAAAGGUCGGUCAUGGCCUGCUGCUUCGACCCCGACAGCCAGAAGGUGGCUUCGGUCUCGCUGGACAGGAGCAUUAAGAUCUGGGAUGUUACGUCCCAGGCCACACUGCUCACCAUCACCAAGGCGCAUGCCAACGCCAUCUCAAACUGCUGUUUUACCUUCAGUGGCCAUUUCCUGUGCACAAGCUCUUGGGAUAAAACCUUAAAAAUAUGGAACGUCCAUACAGGGGAGUUUCGAAACCAGGGAGCCUGUGUGACUCUGAUGCGGGGCCACGAAGGCUGCGUGAGCUCCUGCCACUUUGCCAGAGACACCUCUAUUCUCGUGUCUGGAGGGUUCGACAGGACUGUGGCUGUUUGGGAUGUAGGAGAAGGCUACCGGAAGCUCUCCUUGAAGGGCCAUAAUGACUGGGUGAUGGAUGUCGCCAUCAGCAGCAACAAGAAAUGGAUCCUGUCUGCUUCAAAGGACAGGACCAUGAGACUAUGGAACAUCGAAGACAUUGAUGAAAUUCCUUUGGUAAUGGAGUGCAAAAAGACCUUGGGCAUAAAGGUGAAACAGUGCGAAGGAUGUGACAGGCCUUUCUCCAUCUACGAAAGUGACAUCUUUUCUGAAACAGUCACCCAAUGCGUGUUCUGCCGGAUGGAGGCAAAAGACUUGGCAGAGGCCUCAUUGUCAUCGGAAAGGGUGGGCUCACUGGCAAGUGAGUGCAGCCUGGACAAGGAGGACCAUGGCCACUGAGCCCUUCGAGUGACUUGAGCACAGGCCACCUGUCAUGGAGGUUUUGGGGCUCUGCAGGGACCUUUCUCUCACCCCUCCCUGGCCAGGUGGGCCUGUUGGACUGAGGCAGGGGCCCAGCCCUGGCUGGGCUCCCAACA